This is a messenger RNA of Punica granatum (pomegranate), 877 nucleotides long. The record is from RefSeq and is a predicted model, not a curated record. Lineage: Eukaryota; Viridiplantae; Streptophyta; Magnoliopsida; Myrtales; Lythraceae.
UCUCCACUUCACAACUCAAAACAACAAGACAUCCUCAGCUCAAUCGAACCCACCAGUGGACGUUUACUCAAAACUCAACUGUCGUUAAAAUCAAAUGGUCAAACAGUCCCCUGACCCAAAACCUGCUGGCACCACUGAGUCGACCGGCUCGGCGUCGUCCUCGCCCUCGUCGUGCAAGUACAAGGGGGUGAGGAAGCGCAAGUGGGGGAAGUGGGUGUCCGAGAUCCGCCUCCCCAACAGCAGGGAACGCAUCUGGCUCGGGUCCUACGACUCUGCUGAGAAGGCCGCCCGGGCAUUCGACGCCGCCCUCUUCUGCCUCCGUGGCCGCUCUGCUCGCUUCAACUUCCCCGACAACCCCCCGGACAUCGCCGGCGCCCGCUCCCUCUCGCACGCCGAGAUCCAGGCCGCCGCCGCCCGUUUCGCCAACUCCACCAUGCAUUCCUCCUCCUCGUCAAAUGCUCUAACGCAGACACACUCCGAGGACUCCGACCGGUCCACAUCCCCCUCGCCCUCCGUGUCGGACGGGACCAUGCAGAUGGACAGCGACUUGAGCUUGGAUGCGCUAAACGGUUCAUGUUGGGACCUACAAACCAAUAAUAACAACAGCAACAAUAAUACUACUAACUCCAUGGAACUGGAUAAUUAUUACCCAUCCGAAUAUGGGAUUUUUCAGGGAUUCGAUGACCUCUCCAAUGAUUUCUACGUGCCAACUAUGGAUCCGUCAGAUCAUGGGGAGGAGAAUUAUGACGGGGUCGUAGCACAAGAGCCAUUUCUAUGGAAUUUCUAAGCAAGUAAAAUACGCAAAUUACUUGUUCUUUUAAUUGUUAACUAAUUUUAAUCGGGGUCAAAAAUCAGGAUUCUGGGCAAAAUUUUUUUU